Messenger RNA from Micropterus dolomieu (smallmouth bass), 4876 nucleotides. It is a transcript of the gene sytl5, whose product is annotated as synaptotagmin-like 5. Gene Ontology annotation, molecular function: small GTPase binding; neurexin family protein binding; phospholipid binding. Gene Ontology annotation, biological process: intracellular protein transport; exocytosis. The transcript has 17 exons. The record is from RefSeq and is a predicted model, not a curated record. Gene Ontology annotation, cellular component: plasma membrane; exocytic vesicle. Bases 473 to 2656 code for a protein of 727 amino acids. Lineage: Eukaryota; Metazoa; Chordata; Actinopteri; Centrarchiformes; Centrarchidae.
AGCUAUUCGUAUAUGAACAGAGGGUAUCAUUAGAGGAUCUCCAUGGCUUCUUGGUCACGGACACAUGACGGUGUUGGGAGAGAGAGAGCGCGGCGCAGCUCGGUGCUGCUGUCACAGAGGCACGGCGACAGCAAACACACUGACCACGCAGUACAUGGUGCGGUUCUCCCACCUGACAGUGCAGCUUCCUGAACGAGACAAAUAAGCAGGAGAAAUGACACAGCAGGAUUGGCGCAACCGUUUCGGAGUGGUUUCCUGAGAGUGGUCACCUCUUGCCAGCUUUCACUAGAAACAGAAGAUUAGAGGAGGAAACGCUGGAGGGACACCAGGAAGUUCAGACUAUGCCAGGGCUAAAAGAACACCAACCCAUUCAGAAAGAGGAGCACUUUGCAGCGUAAUGUAGUUCUUUAUGACUUCCUCCAUGCAACAUUGCUUGGCUGAUUUCAUUGGCUGACUAUAGACUGAGGGACCAAUGGAGCAGGACGGGGAGGAUCUGAACCUCUCCUUUCUACUGGAACAUGAAAGAGAUAUGAUCCUGAAGGUGCUGCAGAAAGAUGAGAAAUUAAGGAAACGAGAGGAGAAGAGGAUACGGAAGCUAAAGAAUGAGCUGCUGGAGAUCAAACGAAAAGGUUCCCGUCGGCCCCAGGAGCUGGGGGAACGACAGUGCGCUCGCUGCCUGAAGACUUUGGGCCUGAUCUUCGACCGAGGAGAUCUCUGCAAGGAGUGUCAGCUGCGCGUCUGCAGCGACUGCCGCGUGAAAGCUCCCAACACACACCAGUGGAAGUGUAAUGUUUGUGCCAAGAUCUCGGAGCUGAAGGUGGUAACAGGAGAGUGGUUUCUGGAGGAGCGGUCCAAGCGCUUUGAGCAGGGAGUGCCGAGCAGUGACGUGAUCAAACAGACAAUCAUGAGUAGCCCCCCCACCACAGCAAAAAAGUCUACAGAAAACCUGUCAGCACCUUCUCAGUUAGAGAACCCAGACACCCCAAGAUCCAAAAGAAGUCCACUACUAAUAGCUGUGGACGGUGCCAGGAGGAAAGGAAGGAUGAAGAUGGAUAAGAAAGGCAACCGAAACACCUUGAAGCCGGAGAACGGAGUCGACAGCGUCAGUGUCAAAUCUGCUUCGGAUGGAGAUGCUCAAAGCGUACGAAGUGUUCGCUCUGCACCGAGUCCACGUUCAAACAGGGGCGGUGCAGUGGCCUUGGAGUCCUCGGGGAUACCCACGAUUCCCAACAACCUGCGGUCCCAAACUCAGGAUAGAUCCCCUACUCCCAGCGACAACCGGAGGGUCAGGCCUGACGGAGCAGAGAGCACUGCCAGUUUACGCGACAGCGCAUCUGAGAAAAAAGCUGCCGGCCAUCACAGGACGAACUCAGGCACCCCGACCAUUUCUGUGUCCAGGGCCUCAGUUUCAUCAGAUCACAGUCGCUCAGAGAUGGACCUGUCAGCUCCUGGUUCUGAACCCAGUGACGACGCCUUCAGUCUCAGAAGCCAUUCCGUCCCCGGACUCAAUGAAAAAGAGUUUUCUGAUGAAGAUGCGGAGGAAGACAUCGAUGCCCUGAUGUCGGCCCACAGCAAUCCUGCCAGCCGACGCUUGAGCAACGCAGUGUCAACGAGUAGCAUAAACAGCAUGAUGAGCAUGUACAGCGAGACUGGUGACUAUGGCAACGCCAGGGUGAGCGGCGAGAUCCUGCUGAAAAUCAGCUACAGCUACAAAACCGGUGCUCUCAAUGUCCUGGUGAAAGAGUGUCACAACCUGGCAACAGGAGAUGAGAGGAGGCAACGCACAGACGCUUAUGUGAAGACUUACCUGCUGCCAGAUAUGUCACGACAGAGCAAGAGGAAGACAAGCAUCAAGGCCAACACCAUUAACCCCGUUUUCAAUGAGACUCUAAGGUACGUGAUCAGCCACUCGCAGCUGGAGACACGAACCCUGCAGGUCUCUGUGUGGCACCAUGACCGGUUUGGACACAACAGCUUCCUGGGAGAGGUGGAGCUGACCUUUGACUCCUGGGAGUUUGAUUCCCAAAUAGAGGACUGGUACGCUCUGCAGCCCAAGCUGGAGAGCAAUAUAGACUCCACAAUGCAGUAUAAAGGAGAACUGACUGUCGUGUUGAAGUACAUUCCUGCAGAGAAGAACCUCACGCUGCCUCUGGACCAAGUACAAGUGAAGAAAGGGUUCCUGAAAGGCAAGAAGACAAGCAGCUUUACUCUGCCCAAAGGGGGCAUGGUUGAGCUGCUGGUCAAAGGAGCCAAAAAUCUUACUGCUGUCAAGUCUGGAGGCACUUCUGAUCCUUUUGUGAAAGGAUACCUCCUGCCUGACAGCAACAAGUCAACCAAGCACAAGACAGUGGUGGAGCGACGCACUGUGAACCCACAGUGGAACCACACCUUUACCUAUUGUGGCCUGCAGCCAGGAGACCUCAACAACGUCUGCUUGGAGCUCACGGUCUGGGACAAAGAAGCUCUGGCCAGCAAUGUCUUCCUGGGAGGAGUCAGGCUUGGGGCUGGCACAGGCAAAAGCUACGGGAACGAGGUAGACUGGAUGGACUCCUACGGGGAGGAGCAGCGGCUGUGGCAACGUAUGAUUGAAAACCCAGAAAUCCCUCACGAGUGUACUCUGAUGCUGCGAUCCAGCAUGCGCAAGUGCAACACAUGAGGCGGACCAAAGCACAGACAGAGAGGAUAAAAGAGAAUAACAGAUGGAGAGGAGAAACAGAAAGAAGUGAUGUGAAGGCGUUAGGAGAGGGGGAGAAGUGGAACGGUCAGAAAAAAAACAUUAAAAAAACAGCAAAGGGUCCAACGCUCAUAAAGGAACAGAGACCGUCCCUCUCACUACUUCUUCUCCCCUGAGAUGCCCUGUUCAGAUCCCUGUUCCUGUCCAGAACAGCCAGUCAUGCCUUACACAAUCAUACACAUGUACCCCCUCCUGCCCUCCAAAGCAUCUAGUAUUGACCAAGCACUGCUGUUUACUGCUGUAUAUGAAAAACAUGUGUUGUAUGUAACUUACUGUAUCUACUGAAUAAGCACACGGUGUGACUCCUGAUCUGUCUGUCCUCGUCUCUGUGAUUCAUGUUCAUACAGAGUCACAUCUGCAUGUAGUUACAGCUGAUGGAGACUAUUUGUAAGGCGUUAGAUGAGGCACUGAUCAAUAAUGUAUAGACUUAGACAUUCCCUUUAUUAGCAACCAAGCUUUACCCUGGUCUGAAGCACACGAUGAUGCUGAGAUUCAUCCCCUUAUAAAUAGUUGUGUACAGAGGUGGAAAGUGACUAGUACUAUUCUUCUUACUCAAGUAGUAUGUUUACCUAACUUUAUUAUUGAAACAUUAUUGAUGAUCACUUGUGAGGAAACAAAAAUUAUUAUCAAUCGCCAGUUAAUAUCCGAUGCUUUCCAAAGUAGUCUUAUAUGCUUUCAUUUACAACACUUUAUGGGGGAAAAUAAUAUUAAAGCAAAAUGGAGUAUCCUCCUUCUUCUUAGGGUAAAAGUAUAAAUACUGAUUUUAGACCAUACAUUGAGCAUUUUUAGCCACACUAGCAGCUUCAUAAAGGCAAUUUCAGUCUUGUUUGGUCGCUGCACCCCUCUGGUCCAGACUGAAAUAUCUCAAAAUUACUGGAUAGACUGUACCGCCAUUUAUGGUUCCCAGUUGAUGAAUCCUAAUGACUUUGGCAAACCUUUUCUUCUUGCGCCAGUCACCUUGAGGUUCACAUUUAUGGUUUUGAAGUGAAAUGUCUUGACAGCUAUUGGAUGGAAAACAAAAUGUGUUGUUCUCCACAGAGUGAAUUGUAAAAACUUUGAGUCUCUGAUGUUUCUUUAGCGCCAUCAUCAAUACUUUGGUUUGCAUCCAAAAACCUGCAAAAUAAUGGCAAUCCAAUCAGCCUCAGCUGUAACUUAUGUUUAGUGCUAAUUAGCACAUUUUAGCAUGCUAACAGGCUAAACUAAGACGGUGGACACGGUAAACAUUAUACCUGCAAAACAUCAGCAAGUUAGUGCUGUUUUGUGAGCAUGUUAGCAUGCUGAUAUGUAGCAAUUCCACUCAAAGCUCCACUGUGGACAGCCUCACAGAGCCGUAGCAUGGCCAUAGACUCUUUGUGUUGUUUGAUAAAUGACAACCAGUUAAUUUAAAGCAAAAUUGUUGGUAAUUUAUUUUCUUGAUCGACUAACUGAUUAAUCAGCUCUCAGUUCUUAAAAAUUGCAUUUAAGCAGAACAGAGAGUAGUUGUGGUUACUUUCCACCUUUGGUUGUCAGAAGAAAAAAAAAUCAAGAUUUCAUCAUAAUCAUAACAGUGUAUCAGCGUGAUCAUAGAAACUGCAUGGUGUUAGAGAAAACAGAGGGAGAUGAACAAAAGAAAGUAAUAUGAAGCACUGAUAAUGACAUGACUUUAAGCUCAGACGGGAAAGUGUUCCCAGGAACCCUGAGACGAGGGCUGUGUGUUAUAGAGUGAGUCAGCGCUGAGACGAGCUGCCUUCAUCUCAGGGGGAGCCUAAUAAUGAGUCAGUGACAGUGACCUUGUCCCUGUCGCUCAGGGGCUCUGCGAUCCACCAUCCUGUGAUGAAUCACGCAGUUGAUAAUUCUCAACUUAAACCCUGUACAACCAUUUUUUCAUGUGGAAUGCCAGUUUUGUCUGCUUGUCCUUGGCAAACCCUCUGCUCCCAGAGACAAACAGUUUCACACUGCACAAUUAUAGUAAUAAUACAUGGUGUUCAACAUACUUUAGAUGAGAGGCUCGUGCAAUACCUGAUUACUGAAGAAACAUUUGAUGUACAGCAUGUACUAUCUCUGUUGUGUCUAGUUUCCAAGCAUCAAACUCACUGUAUUCAAGCCUAUUUUCUCCCAGAUGUGUUACAGGGAUAUUUUGAAAUAAAAGCAUCUUUCCAUAGA